AAAAUGAACUUAAUUAUACUAUACAUUACACAGUCUUCUUAAAAAUCACUAGUAAAAAUAGUACCCACAGGCCACAAUAUAUUGUCUCUAUCCAUCUUUAUAUUUUAAGCCAUGCAAAAUACUACAUAAUAUAUAAUUGCCUUCUAUUAGCGAUUGUCAAAUUCCAAGGUUAUAUACCUACGUGAUUAAUGAAAAAUUAUAACUGCGUAUUUAGAACCAGUCGUUAUUAUAAACCUCACAAAUACACAAUACUACAAUGCAAAUUCUCGAAAAAAGAUGGACUUUAAGAACCACUAUUUUCUGCACCUAAUUGAUAUGUAGUUUGAAGUCUCGCACCUAAUGCCCUUCAUAAACCGUAAAACUUGAUUAUUUCUGGGUUUGCCUUUACUACGAUAGCACGACGAGGCAUCAGCUGAUUAUAGUCAUCCAGUGUUCAUGUUAUGGUCCGUUUAUGAUAUAGUGCAUUGAUUUCUGCGUUGAAAAUGGGGACAAACAGAGUGGAAAAAUUCAUUGUACAUUCUCGUGCAUUACUUUUUAUGAACCACUGGGUAUUUCACGCGAUUACAAUGUUCAUUCGAUUGUGUCCAACUGUAAAGAGGACACCGAAGCUUUACAUUUAUUAAUUCGUGACCGUUCCUACUGAGACAAAAACAAAUGAUACACAAACGCUGCUUAUUCGUUCAACACGUCAAACCAAACCAGUUUUCAAUUGUGUAAGUCGGGGACAAUUCAUUCAAUGACAUUAGACUGCGUUUACGGGCGGCCAAAGGGUCCACUGCCCGAUGACAUUGCAUCCACCAGACGCCUGUUGGGCAUGACCGACGAGUCGAUACGCCGAGAUGUCUGCGAGCUCACUCAGUGGCUUCGCGACCAACCUAACCUGCCAAACACGUUGGAUGGAGUGGAAUUGGAUUGGUGGAUGGAGAAUUACCUGGUUAUGAAUAAGAAUGAAGUGGAAAGAGUCAAAGACAACUUGCCAGUAUACUUUCAACUAAAAACUAUCAUACCGGAAGUAAUGAACAACAGAGAUCCAAAAACUAAUAAGGAUAUGAUAAAAGGAUAUGACACGACACUUAUAGGUUUGGUACCUACGGUAAUGGACGGUGGCAGAAAACUAGCAGUGUAUAUGCAUCGCCAAGAUACGCCGACAUCAGAUUACAGCCCAGUGGGCAUAGCCAUGCACUUGACAUGUUUGGCCGACCUUUAUCUCGCCCAAGGAAUAGAUCAUAUAAAACUCGUGCUCGUUAUCGACAUGAGGACGGUGCGGUUAGGUCAUUUGGCCAGAUAUCCAUUAGGGAUGUUACGCCGUUUUUUCUUAUACGCCUGGAAAGCUUAUCCAGAACGUGUGGCUCAGAUCCACAUAAUAAAUCCACCAGCCAUAUUGAGUGUAAUAAUGGCGAUGUUUAAACCUCUCCUUAAGGCGAAAAUUCGAAAGAGAAUGAUUGUACAUCGUCAUUUUGAAACAUUCUUGGAGCACGUGCCAUUAAAAUAUAUGCCUAAGGACUAUGGAGGCGAAUCACCGUCAUUGAUUGAGCUUCAUGAGGCUUGGCGUCAAAAAAUUAUCGAUCAUCAACCAUAUUUCAAAAAGUGUUCGGCUAAACAUAGAGUGGUGGACAAAAAAGCAAAUGUUGAAUCUUCUGAAAAUAAUAUGUCGUCGUAAAACUGAUUAGCAAUAUUAAUAUUAUUAGUUAUUACGAUUUAUGAAUGUACAUUAUAGGUAUACUUUUAUGAAAAUAACCGUGUAUCAACAUUAAUUUAGUUAUACAAUUGAUUUAAAUAUAAAUAAUUAUGAAUUGUAUCCAUGUUUAUAAAUCCAUGUGUGUAUUGUUUUGUUUUUUUCAAAUUAAAAGGACCACAAGAAAAUAAAUAAAUUUUCUAAGGUCGUUAAAAUUUCUUUCUGAAAGUAUUAUAAUACCUAUUACCUAUAGUUAAUUAAGUUAUAAAUAGGUAUAUAAUGCAUUUAAUAUAAUUUUGUACACCUACAAAAUGUAUUGUAUUAUAUGAUAUAUAUUAUAAAUGUCAUGGGAAAUCAUAAUUAUUAAGUAUACAAGUAUUAUUUAAAAUGUAUUUUUACUAUUGAAUAUUUAUUACAAUGUGUAUUUCAAACAUACACUAAAAGCAAUAAUGGAUAAUUUACUAGGUAAUACGUUAUACAAUAAGACCUAUUAUUGAAGCGUAAGUUUUUAUUUAUUGCAUAUGAUUAAAAAAUGACUAUAUAAUUAUACUUUUAUUUAUUCUAUAG
Acyrthosiphon pisum (pea aphid) is the source of this 2242-nucleotide messenger RNA. RefSeq lists its product as uncharacterized. Gene Ontology annotation, cellular component: membrane. The transcript is spliced from 8 exons. Gene Ontology annotation, molecular function: phosphatidylinositol bisphosphate binding. The record is from RefSeq and is a predicted model, not a curated record. NCBI's taxonomy places the organism in Eukaryota, Metazoa, Arthropoda, Insecta, Hemiptera, Aphididae. The coding region runs from base 737 to 1660 and encodes 307 amino acids.